Messenger RNA from Vicugna pacos (alpaca), 2113 nucleotides. RefSeq names its product FRAT regulator of WNT signaling pathway 1 (gene FRAT1). Gene Ontology annotation, biological process: positive regulation of canonical Wnt signaling pathway. Gene Ontology annotation, cellular component: cytoplasm. Lineage: Eukaryota; Metazoa; Chordata; Mammalia; Artiodactyla; Camelidae. The record is from RefSeq and is a predicted model, not a curated record.
UGCAGCCCCGCGACCCCGGCGGCGGUGCGGGAGGACAGGGUCCGGAUAGCCGCGCUACCGCUGCUUCUGCCGCAAGCCGGAGGCCCGGCGCCCCCGGGAGCCCUGCGCUGUGCCCUAGGGGACCGUGGCCGCGUGCGGGGCCGGAAUGCGCCCUAUUUUGUGGCCGAGCUCGUUGAAGGCCCCAGCGCGCUGUCCUCAUUGCCCCCUCAGCCCAGCCUUGAUGGGCCUUCGGGAACCGACAAGCUGGACGCCCCACAGCCGCUGUCGGGCCCGUGCCGGCGAGGAUGGCUGCGGGGCGCCGCCGCCUCCCGCCGCCUGCAGCAGCGACGUGGGCUCCAGCCCCAAGCCCGCACCGGCGACGACGACCCGCACCGGCUUCUGCAGCAGCUGGUGCUCUCGGGGAACCUCAUCAAGGAGGCUGUGCGGAGGCUUCAUUCGCGACGGCUGCAGUUACACGCAAAGCUUCCCCAACGCCCGCGCCGGGGCCCUCUGUCGGCCCCAGUGCAUGAGCCCCCUUUGCCCCACAGCCCUCGCGCGGCUUGCAGCGACCCUGGCGCGUCCGGGAGGAGGGCACAGCUCAGAAUUGGCGACAGCGUUCUAGUCCCCAGCAGCUAACACCCCGGGAGUGGCCACAGCGCCAGCCUCUGCCUGUAGGGCAAGGGGUUCUCCUGAGGGCUGCGUCCCCACUCAAACUAGUGAACUUGCGCUUUUGGAAGCGGAAAAAUAACUAAUGAAGACGAGGAAUUGAAAAAUCGCGAAUGUUUUCGCGGGGAACUGAGGUCCAGGGCCCCAAUGUGUUUGAAAAACGGGACUUGGUCCUAUUUAAGGCAGAUUACAGAGCACAUCUCAAGCUCAUAGUAGGACUCCUUAUUUGGCGUGACCAGAUCUGGUGGCGCAGUAUGCAGUUCCACGUAGCCUCUUGGGCCUCCAAUCCGGCGACCAUGUGGCCACAGCCCACGCUUCUCAGGAUCGCCGAGCGUGCGAAGGACGGGGAUAAUUCCAGUUGCUUUACCUUUCCAGGGCUGGUUCCUGAUCCACUCUGUGGGGAGAGGAACAUGAGUAGAUCUUUUCAGGGAGUACCUCAAACUGCCAGACUUGAACGUUUAAGACCCUAAAAAAAAAACUAUCUCGUGUAUUUUGAGGUGCUGGUUCAUGAUAUAAAACAUGCGGUACCAUGAAGGGACCUUUUCUCUGCCCCCGCUUUGCAACUGGCUGCAAGUGUUGGGGGAAGGCGGUGCACCCGGGAUGCUGAAGGGAGAUGGGGGAGGGCGGUGCUGGAGAAAGGGGAAGGCGAGGCGCGGAGUGAACCCUCGGUCCCCUGGAAAGUGUAUUUUCACAGCCUGUCCACCCCUCCUCGGGUUCAAGGUCACUGUUUCCUGGGCACGAGAUUGCGGGGCCCCAGCAGGGCAGAAGAGUCGCCCGGUUCCGCCCGUAUUCGGAGUAGAGCUUGGUGUUUUGCAAGUGCUGGAGUCUCCUGAGGACACGGGCACCGCUGCCACCGCGGGUGUAGGGAGGCGGGGACAUGCUGGGCGCCGGCCGCGCCCAGGGCUUUCACGGAAACUGCCCCUAGACAUGGCCUUGGGUUCCUUAUUUUCCCCUCGGCUCUGCAGUCCUACUCGAGCUGGUGGCGCUGACCUUCCUGGGGGCCCAGGCUGGGGGCCGGGGAGACGCCACGUGACGGGCACUCCAGGGACACACAGCCUUGCACAGCGGCUUAUAAUGGGCUCUCCGGGGCCAUUUGCAAUAACAGCUGCAAUUCCCUGGAUAGAUGGAGUUGAUUUCCUCCCUCUGCCCCUCCCCCAGCCAUGCCAGCUCGCCUUUGUAAGUGAAGGAAACAGAGUAGAAAAUGUGACCGACACUCCAAAUGGAGAAGCUGCAGGCUUUGCCAUUGUGAACCUAAAGUACUUACAACCUAAUGUUCACUCACUCUGAAGGAUUUAAGACUGUAUUGUUGGCGUUUUAGUUUUAUAAGAUUCAAUGGCUAGUUCAUCACCCAGAUGUGGCUAUUGACAUAUCUACACUUCGCACCGGAGUGUCUGAAAUUGUGGCUAUCCUGGUUAUAGGAUGUUAACUUAACGGAAAUAUCUCUUUUUAAUAAAUGUGUUGGGUUUUU